AUGUCAAAACGUCCUGCCUCCGACAAUGAGGGCGCUCUCAUGAAGCGUGCUCGGUCGUCUGAACCCGAAAAUAUGCAGCAAGUCGCCAUCUCGACUUCAAAUGACCCGAGGCAACAAGCGCUCGUCCGCUCCGUUAAGCGCACGAGUGCCCUUGAGGCGCCUAUCGUCAGCUUGGCUGGUGCGCAUGCUGGCGAGAUUCUCAGCUGCAGAUUCGAUCCUACCGGCCAAAAUAUUGCUGCAUGUUCCGCUGACCGCGGGAUUUCUCUAUGGAGGACAUACCCGCCGAACACAAACUAUGGCCUGCUUACAACGGUGCACAAAGCCCCAGUACUGGAUCUGCGCUGGUCAUUAUCCUCGCCACUGCUUUAUACCGUUUCCGCGGACCAUACACUCGCGUACACAGACUUGACGACCGGCGAGCGAGUUCGUCGCCUUCGCGCUCACCGAGAGAUUAUCAACGCAGUCGACACAACCCUUGCGAGUGGUGCUGGUGUUGAACUGGUGGCAACUGCAUCCGAUGAUAGCACAGUACGCAUCUGGGAAGGAGGGGAUGAGGGGAGCAAAGAGCCUAUCGCAGUUCUCGAGGUUGGAUGCCCCGUGACGAGCGUGGCCUGGAGUGCCGACGGUGCCACUGUCUACGCCGGUGCAUUGGACAACGACAUUCACGCCUUCGACUUGCGCAAAAAGGAACGUGUCGGCGUCUUGACUGGGCACACAGAUACAGUGUGCUCGCUUGCUUUGUCGCCCAACGGAGAUUUCCUCCUCUCUUCGUCCUUCGCUUCACAGGCGAUCAUUCACGACAUUCGACCCUUUUCUGCAGCACCUAACCGUAUGCAUCGUGUGCUUGGUGGUGCGCCCGCAGGGUUCGAACAGACACUAUUGCGAGGCGCUUGGUCGCGAGAGGAUGGUGGCCGCCGUGUCGCAUUGGGCGGCGCGGACCGUACGGUCACUAUUUGGGACGUUGAAAGCGGCAAAAUCUCGUACAAGCUUCCCGGUCACAAGGGCACGGUUACAUCCGUCGACUUCCACCAGCAAGAGCCUAUAAUUCUCACGGGAAGCAAGGAUGGUACGAUGCUCCUUGGUGAAAUUGAACCAAGUAAUGUAUAG
Peniophora sp. CBMAI 1063 is the source of this 1107-nucleotide messenger RNA. Lineage: Eukaryota; Fungi; Basidiomycota; Agaricomycetes; Russulales; Peniophoraceae. The record is from the annotation of a GenBank genome assembly.